Manis javanica (Malayan pangolin) is the source of this 1247-nucleotide messenger RNA. RefSeq names its product S100 calcium binding protein A16 (gene S100A16). The record is from RefSeq and is a predicted model, not a curated record. Gene Ontology annotation, cellular component: perinuclear region of cytoplasm. Lineage: Eukaryota; Metazoa; Chordata; Mammalia; Pholidota; Manidae. Gene Ontology annotation, molecular function: calcium ion binding; calcium-dependent protein binding.
AGCCAGCUCAGCCAGGCAGGGCCGGGAGGGAGUGGGACAGAUUCUGGGAGUGCAGCGGGGAGGAGUCCUGGCCAGCGAGCGGGAGCUGCUGGGCUGUGCCAGAGCGCAGGUCCUAGAGCCCUGCUGGAGAGGAGGAGGAUCAAGGAGGCAGAAGGAGCUCUCCGGGCAUCCGUGAGGCCAGGUGCCGCUGUGUGUGUGUCCGGAUGUCCACAAUUAUUCUUCCAACUUCACUUGUCUGGAAAAAUCUCAGAGAAGCAGGCUUCUUUCUCCAGCUGCAUGACCUGAAAAUACGAGCCCCGAGAGGAGUGAGGCGGUGAGAUGGCGGACUGCUACACGGAGCUGGAGAAGGCGGUCGUGGUCCUGGUGGAAAACUUCUACAAAUAUGUGUCUAAGCACAGCCUGGUCAAGAACAAGAUCAGCAAGAGCAGCUUCCGGAAGAUGCUCCAGAAAGAGCUCAACCACAUGCUGACGGACACGGGUAACCGGAAGGCUGCUGACAAGCUCAUUCAGAACCUGGAUGCCAACCACGAUGGGCGCAUCAGCUUUGACGAGUACUGGACCUUGAUAGGGGGCAUCACCAGCCCCAUUGCCAACCUUAUCCGCCAACAGGAGCAGCAGAGCAGCAGCUAGAGGACCCCUCUCACCGUCCCUGCUCGGCCCCGCCCCAAUGCCCAGCUCCAGAUGUCUUCCCAGGCCCCCUCUUCAGCCUCCUCUGUCCACCCAGGCUCGUCUGCACAUCUCCCCCAGACCCUCUCCUGACCCUUGCCGAGCAGGAGAAGGGGUAGGCUCAGGGCCCCUUUGUGAGUGUCUCAGUCUGGGGGUGCCUCUCUGAGGGUCUCAGUCCCUGGAGCCAGCAGGCCCUGGGGGCCCCUCAGUGAGAUCUCAGUGCUGUUUGGGGACCCCAGUGGUUUUCCCACCUGCUCAGUCCAUCAAACCUUCCAAUGUCUGAUGUUCCUGCGUGAUUCCAGGUCUCUCCUGACCUCUGGAGGCCACCUUGCUGCUUGAGUUCACCCUGCUCAUGGCCCCAGGAGCUGAGACCUCUCCCCGUUCCCUCAGCCCCUCUGCUGGGUAGAGAAGACUUGCAGGGGCUCCCCUCCAGCUGCCUCUGGGUCUGGGAACCACUAAGCAGGAUGGAGCCACACCCCUCCUGCUCAGGCCCCUGAAAUAAAGGCUGGAAUCGAGUUUGUAUCUCCCUCCCCCAAUCCCUCUGUGCUGCUCAUUAAAACCUUUCCAGUCCUUGGAAGCUC